This is a messenger RNA of Sinocyclocheilus grahami, 1713 nucleotides long. Its product is annotated as collagen alpha-4(VI) chain-like. The transcript is spliced from 6 exons. NCBI's taxonomy places the organism in Eukaryota, Metazoa, Chordata, Actinopteri, Cypriniformes, Cyprinidae. The record is from RefSeq and is a predicted model, not a curated record. The coding region runs from base 37 to 1713 and encodes 558 amino acids.
AUCAGUGCCUGGGCUGUAUUGUGUACACAGGAGACCAUGGCUGACAUUGUAUUCCUGGUGGAUGGCUCUGCCAGUAUCGGGCUGGAAAACUUCCAACAAAUCUGUGAAUUUGUUUCCUUGCUUAUAGAGAACUUAGAAGUUGCCGCUGACAGGAUCAGGAUCGGUUUGGUCCAGUUCAGUGACACACCGCAUACUGAAUUUUCGCUCAACACUUACCAGAACAAAGAGGACAUUCUCAGGUACAUCCAAAAUCUACAUUAUAAAACCGGUGGGACAUUUACCGGCCAGGGUUUGGAGUUCAUGCUGAAACAACACUUUGUUGAAAAAGCCGGAAGUCGAGCACAGCAGAGUGUUCCUCAGAUUGCCAUUAUCAUCACAGAUGGUGAAUCUCAAGAUGAGGUUGGGUCACAGGCUCAGGAGCUGAGGCAAAGAGGAAUCAAAAUAUUCGCCAUAGGGAUCAAAGAUGCGAACGAGACUUUACUGAGACAGAUUGCGAGCGAUCCGUACGAUCAGCACGUUUACAGUGUAUCAGACUUUGCAGCUCUGCAGGGAAUCUCUCAGAGUGUAAUCCGGGAGGUGUGUACCACUGUAGAGGAAACACACAAAGAGAUCAUCCAGAUGUCAAGAGGCUGCAACGAAACUGCUCAGGCAGACAUUGUGCUCCUUGUGGACUCGUCUGGUAGCAUUGGAGCGAGUGAUUUUGAAGAAGUGAGGAAGUUCCUCCAUGCUUUUGUCGACAGUUUUAAUCUUAGACCCGAUAAGGUGAGAGUGGGACUUGCCCAGUUCAGUGAUAGACCGUACCAAGAGUUCCUGCUUGGUGACUAUUUACAUAAGACAGACUUGCACCAAAAGUUGAAUGGUCUCAUCUACCGUAGAGGAGGCACCAACACUGGUCGGGCCCUGACUUUUAUCCGUGAGAAUUACUUUAGCCUGGCCAGAAAGAGUGUUCCUGGCAUUGUCAUAGUCAUCACAGAUGGAGAAUCAAAUGAUGAUAUGGAGGAACCUUCCCAGAGACUACGAAACCUGGGAGUUUUCAUCUUUGUCAUCCGGGUGGGAAUGGGCAACAUGGAAAAACUGCGUGCCAUUGCUAAUAUCCCACAUGAAGAGUUCUUAUUCAGUAUCGGCAAUUAUCGAGAACUGCAAGGUCUAAAAGCGGGUCUACGCAACAAAGUGUGCUUUACUGUGUUGCUUCAAUCAGAAGCUUUUGUACCAAAAUUUGCUGAUCUCUUCAUAUUGGUUGAUAGUUCAGCAUCUAGACAAGAGCAGCAAACAAUAAAGAGUUUUCUCUCAAAACUGGUCACGCAGCUCAAUGUGGGAAAGGAUUUUAAUCGUGUCGGCCUGGCUCAGUUCAGUAAAAAUGUCAAAGAGGAGUUCCUGCUAAAUACUGAUAAGACCAAGAAUGAGAUAGUGUCAUCUAUCCGCAGCCUGGCACUGAGUGCCACUGGAAGCCGUGUCUCUGAAGGAUUUAAGCAAUUUCUGUUAGUCAUUGCAGCUGGAGAAUCUGCUGAUGGUGUCGUCCAAGCAUCCCGCACAAUCAAAAAAGAUGCAGUGAUAGUUUUUGCUGUUGGCUUGAACAGAGCAGAUGCAGAUGAGAUGAAGUACAUCUCUAGUCAACCACACAGCUACAAGUUAGGUAACAUCCCACAAGUGCAACAGAAAAUUAAGUCUUUCAUUGACACAUGGGAAGAUGCUGCAGUUGCAAGGGGGAUGUAA